UACGUGUGUGUGCACGUUUUACACCACUCUCAUCUUCAUCCAUAUCUCUACUCUCUUACUAUCCAAGUUAACCUCUUGAAAUGGUUUCCUCAGAGCUUGAAGCAAGAGAGAACUCGGAAACAAAAGAGAAAUAUGGUCAUUGCUUGAGUUAUAUUUUGCCAACAACUGGAGAUCAUGAGGUGCACUGGCCCUCCCCCUCUGAGCUCUAUAAACAACUUUGUGAUGGGACUUCCCUCAACAAUGGAUCUAAGAUUUAUUGGUUUCAUAGGAAGGGAAGGGGUAAUGCCUACUUCAUAUUUCCAAAAGCCAUCUCAAUAGCUUGGAUCAAUGAAUGUCAGUACUGGAGAUGGAUAUCUAUCGAGAUUUUUGGUAAGAAAAUUGACGUGGCUGAGCUUGUAAAAGUUCGUUGGCUAGAUGUACGUGUAAGGAUCAAGGAAUAUAUGCUAUCAGCUGGCGUUACAUAUGAACUAUUAUGUCAUCUUUUGUUAAAGUCGUGUGCAUCGGGAUGGCAUGAACCUAUUAACUUUGGACUCACCUUGCCAAAUGGGACAAAAUUUGUGAACAGUGAAAGCCUAGAAUGUAAGCCACGAGAUGUUUGGUUUACGAUCAAGGUCGAGGAAUUCAAGAUUGGCGAUAAACAUGGUUGUUUGAAUGCUAAGGAGUACGAGUUUAGCAUGUAUAACCACAAUCAACAUUGGAAGUCGGGAUUGAUCUUUAAAAGUUUUGAAAUUCGACCAAAGCAACCAUGUUGCAAAAGCUAAGAAUAUGAAUCUCUAAGUUUGUCUCACUCCAACUACCCUACUUGUAGUUUGGUUUAAAUAAAUGAGAGAGGUAUACUAUACUCUAGUUUGUUUUAUAAUAUAAACGACGGUAUCAGGAUGUAAUAGAUGUCUUGUGUAUAAAAUAUAAAAUUAUUAUA
This is a messenger RNA of Cucumis sativus (cucumber), 919 nucleotides long. Its product is annotated as lectin. The coding region runs from base 81 to 761 and encodes 226 amino acids. The transcript is spliced from 3 exons. The record is from RefSeq and is a predicted model, not a curated record. NCBI's taxonomy places the organism in Eukaryota, Viridiplantae, Streptophyta, Magnoliopsida, Cucurbitales, Cucurbitaceae.